This is a messenger RNA of Pristis pectinata (smalltooth sawfish), 5850 nucleotides long. Its product is annotated as collagen alpha-1(XIV) chain-like. Gene Ontology annotation, molecular function: protein binding. Bases 98 to 5653 code for a protein of 1851 amino acids. The transcript is spliced from 49 exons. Lineage: Eukaryota; Metazoa; Chordata; Chondrichthyes; Rhinopristiformes; Pristidae. The record is from RefSeq and is a predicted model, not a curated record.
GGACGUGUGAUUUGGCAGCGACAGAACUCUCGUUGUGAGGGGGAAACCAGACAAAUGGAAAAAAAGAAGGGGAUUUCUGCUCUUUCCUGAUUUUGCCAUGACUACACAAAAAGGCUGGGUUCUCGCCUUUACAAUAAUAGCGCUUCAUCUAAUCACUCAAGUGCAAGGACAAGGUAGAUUGAAAUUAACUGUUCUGUCUGAGGACAGACUGCAGAUGAAAUGGAAAGAAGUUGAUGGAAACAAGCAGGGAUACAAAGUACGAGUAAAACCAUCAACAGGUACCUCUGAAGGGGAAAUAAUCCUGAAGACCAACAUAGCAAAAGCAACUGUAGUAGGCCUUUCACCCACUCAAGAGUACACGCUUCAAAUAUUACUGCUUAACGGAACUCGUGAGCACCAUUAUGCCAAAAGAAAGUUUAUUAUAAAUGUCCUAAAAGAACAUCAUUCAAAGAAAGUUCCCAAGCAUAAACAAAAUGAAAGGAUCAUAGAUACAAUAGGAGAGAAUGGUACUCGAUUCGACUUUGGCAUUCCUACUAGUAAUGCAACAGGCCUCCGUGAAACGGAAAUGAUACAUGGAACACAAUCCAGAAAAGUGAAAAGUUCAGAACGAAGAAAGUCAGCCGAUAAGAUGUCAGAGAACAAAAUGAGAAAGUUGAGCAUCACUGCUGCUGAAAGUGAAAGAACAUCACAAAUGAAAAAUACAACACAAAUUUUGCCUAAAAAUAAAAGGAAAAUGGUACAAGAAAAACGAAAGGAAGAACCUGUGUCUGAAGAAUUGUCAGCGAAAGGCUCUCAGUUCAAGUGCCAAUCAAAUGCUGCUGCAGAUAUUAUAAUCGUAAUUGAUGGAUCAUGGAGUAUUGGCAGAAUAAACUUCCGACUGGUUCGACAGUUUUUGAUAAACUUAAUUACACCUUUUCACAUUGGUGCAGAUGGAAUUAGAAUUGGAUUAACUCAAUAUAGUGGAGAACCAAGGACAGAGUGGGACCUGAAUGCAUAUUCUACCAAGAAUGAGGUACUCGAAGCAGUUCAAAAAAUACGCUACAAGGGAGGCAACACGUACACAGCUCUUGCCUUGAACCACGUUUUAAAAAACACCCUAAAACCUUCAGCUGGCGCUAGACCAGAAACUGCAAAAUUCUUGAUACUGCUUACUGAUGGGAAGUCACAGGAUGAUGUCAACUCAUCAGCUCAAAGUCUGAAAAAUGCUGGUGUUGAAAUUUUUGCAAUUGGUGUAAAGAAUGCUGAUGAAGCUGAGCUGAAACAAAUAGCCUCUGAUCCACUUGAACUCCAUGUGUAUAAUGUACUUGACUUUAGUCUUCUAGACUCUCUUAGUGAUAAACUCCCGAAGAUUCUUUGUGGACAGAUGAAGGCAAAGGCAACCAAAGUGAAAAGUGAACACCACAAGCCUGGCAGUGGUGCCAUUUUAUAUCCAACCCCAACAAAUCUGGUGAUAUCUGAUAUAACAGCCAGAAGUUUCAGAGUCAGCUGGACACACAGCCCAAAAAAGGCUAACAGAUACCGUGUUAUAUAUUACCCAACCAAAGGCGAGAAACCAGAAGAGGUGAUUGUGGAUGGAACAGUUUCAUCUGUAGUCCUAGAGAACUUACACUCCCUUACUGAAUACCAAAUCGCGGUGUUUCCCAUCUAUGAAAGUUUUGUUGGUGAAGGUCUCCGAGGCAUUGAAACAACAUUAUCUUUCCCAUCACUGAAUAAUCUUACAAUCUAUGAUGUCACACAUAACAGUAUGAGAAUUAAAUGGCAGCCUCAAGAUGAAGCCUCUCAUUAUAUGAUCCUUUAUGAACAAGUUUCUAGCGAUGAAGUAGAUGAUGGAAAAGAGAUCAGGGUUGAUGCUCAGCACACAGAUAUUGAAAUAGAAGAUCUCUCUCCGCAUGCAGAGUAUAUUGUAACGGCUUAUGCAUUAUAUGGAGAUGAAACAAGUGAACCUGUAACAGCACAGCAAGCAACACUUUCACUGGACCCUCCAAGAAACCUGCACCUUACUGAACUCCAUCACAGUAGUGUUAAAGUAAAUUGGGAGAGAGCUUCAAGGAAAGUGAGUGGACAUCAGAUCAUGUAUGUGUCAGCCAAUGGGAAUGAUCCCAAGCAGAUUGAAGUUGGUGGGAACAUUACAAAUGUAUUAUUGAAAAACCUGGCCUCACUGACAAAGUAUGUGGUUUCUGUACUUUCCAUUUACGACGCUCUAAGCUCUGUGCCUGUUACCGUCACUGCUGAAACAGGUAGGGUUCCGCCUCCCUCAAAUCUGAAAGUCACUGAAUUUUCAGACACCAGUUUAACAAUUACAUGGAAACAUGCAGCCAGUGAUGUUGCUCUGUACAAAAUAAAAUGGAUUCCACUCAGUGGAGGAAAAUUGUAUGAGCUGGACGUCAAAGGGAACAUUAACACAGCAGUGUUACAGGGUCUGGCCAAAAACAUAGAAUAUCAAGUAUCGCUGUCGGCGCUAUACAAUGACACAGCAAAAAGCAAUGCAAUUGUUCUGCGUUACAACACAUAUUCCAGAGAUCCUCCAACAAAUCUUCUCAUAGAGGCUAAGACUCCAACUAGCCUCCAAGUCAGCUGGGAUCAUCCAGGUGGAAAUGUUCAACAUUACAAAAUAUCAUAUAUGACAGUUACAGGUGGCCAUGCUGAUGAGACGAUCACACCUGUUAAGAGAAACAGCAUAAUAUUACAACCACUUAUUUCUGACACCACGUACAAUGUGACAAUUACUGCUGUCUAUGCUUCAGGUGAUGAGGCCAGUAUAUCUGGAGAGGGUAAAACAUUGCCAUUUGUUCCACCAGCCAACCUACGAAUCACUGAGGUAUCAUACAAUCACUUCCAGGUCAUGUGGGAUAAAGCUGAGACCCAACCUAUGGGAUACGUUGUGAUUUACCAGGCAGCUUCUGGUCAAGUCAUGGAAGUAAUGACUGGAGAGAAUGCAGACUCCAUCAUAAUAAAGAACCUUCAGAGUGGCCAGGAAUACAACGUCAGAGUGAUUGCAGUCUAUCCAAAUGGCAACAGCACUGCCAUUGAAGGAAAAGCUACAACAUUGCACUUGCGCGUAACAGAUCUUCAUACUUAUCAUGUCCAGUUGACCACAAUGUGUGCUCAGUGGGAAGGCCAUGCAGGAGCCACAGGCUACAGGAUUGUCCUGGAGUCACUGAAAGAAGGAAAGAUGCAGGAAAAAAGUUUGCACACAGGAAUAGACAAGUACUGUUUCACUCAUCUAUUUCCCAAUACUUCCUACAAGAUCACUGUCUACACAAAACUGCAGGACAUGGCAGGACCUGCUGUCUCUGUUCUUCAGUCUACGUUGCCACUUCCAAUAAGAUCUACAUUUGCUUCCAGUGUUGCUCCUGCUACUCUAAAAGAUUGCCGUGCAGUCAAAACAGACAUGACAUUUAUAAUUGAUGGUUCCAGGUUGGUAGGAGCAGUAAACUUCAGGAAAAUCAUUGCCUUCGUGUAUGACAGUGUUAGUGUUUUUGACAAAAUUGGACCAGAAGGAAUACAGGUAUCGAUGAGCCAGUUUAGUAAUCACAUGUGGAAUGAAAUUCAGCACAGCUCCUUUGAAAGUAAGGAGCAAUUACUGGGAGCAAUCUAUGACAUACCUUAUAGAGGAGAAGAUGCAAGCACAGUCAAAGAUGGCAGAACAUCAAAUGGUCUGUUUUCCAAAAAUGAAACAAUGAAAAGGAAACAUGUUCACAAAAUUUUAAUCAUUAUCACUUGUGGAACAGUUCUUGAUGAAAUAAACCAAACACUACAACAGUUGGUAUUGAAAGGCUUUUUUAUCUUUGUUCUUGGCAUUGAUGAUGCUGAUGAGGUGAAAAUUAAUAACAUUGCAAGCACACCCAGUCCCAGAGCUGUAUUUUACGUUCGUGACUUCAAUGACUUAAGCAACAUUGGAAACAAAGUUAUCGCAUCCAUUUGUCAAACGGUCACUACAACUUGUCCUUUGACAAAUAUUCGAGGCACAGUUGUCCCAGGAAUUAACAUGAUGGAGGCAUUUGGCUUAGCAGACAAAGAGUUUUCAGAACUUGAAGGAGUUUCUAUGGAGUCUGAUAUCUUUACAGGUUCAUCAUCAUAUAGUAUUUUUGAAAAUGCUCAGCUUAUACAGGCUACCAGGAAUAUUCACCCCACAGGACUACCCGGAGAGCACACCAUUACCCUGCUGUUUCGAUUGCUACCUAAUACUCCUAAAGAACCAUUUGCAAUUUGGCAGAUUGUGAAUGAAGAUUUUAACCCUCUUGUUGGAGUAGUGCUUGACUAUGAACAGCAAACACUGAACUAUUUCAGUCUUGACUACAAAAGUGAAUUUCAGAGAGUUAUUUUUAACCAACCUGAAGUGAAAAGGAUUUUCUUUGGAAGUUUCCACAAGGUCCAUAUAGCAGUGAGUAGAACCAAUAUCAAGCUUUACCUUGACUGCAUGGAAAUUGGAGAGAAACUCAUAAAUGGUGUUGGAAAAAUCUCCACAGAAGGUUUUGAAGUGCUUGGCAAACUGGUAAACAACAGUGAUCCUGGCAAUAGUUCAGUACCAUUUCAGUUACAGGCAUUUGAAAUGGUUUGCAAUAAAUCUUGGGCGAACAUGGAUAAGUGUUGUGAUCUACCAGCAUUGAGAGAGGAUGUGAAAUGUCCCCCUCGUGUCCAACCCUGCACUUGCUCAUCGGUAACCAGAGGAGGACCAGGUCCUUCAGGACCACCAGGUCCUGCUGGUGCAAGAGGUCCCCAGGGUGAACGUGGAGAGCCUGGACCUCGGGGUCCAGUCGGUCCAAUUGGUGAUAGAGGGCCGAUGGGAUUAGAGGGUGAACCAGGACCUCCAGGACCCAGGGGACUCAGUGUUCGAGGACCUGUGGGUCCUCUUGGUGAAAAAGGGCAAAAAGGUGAGCCUGGACAAAGAAGCAAUCAGGGCCUUCCAGGUGCUCGAGGUCCUCCAGGGAGAGAUGGACUUCAGGGACCAAAGGGGACAAGAGGACUAGAAGGCACAAUUGGACCCCCAGGACUUCCUGGACCAAGAGGACCAAUAGGUAUCACAGGGCCAUCAGGUUAUCGAGGGGAUCGAGGACCACCAGGUGAAGUGGGGCCAUCUGGACUGCCUGGUGCAAAGGGAGAAAAAGGAGAGAAGGGGGAACCUCAAUCCCUCACUGCAGUUUAUCAGAUGGUUAGCCAAGCUUGUGAGGAGCUUGUUCAGAAUCACAUGUUGAAAUUUGAUUUGGUCUUGAAUGAGUUUACAAACAACCCAGUACCCGUACGGAUCAUCCAGGGACCAGCCGGUGAGGUUGGACAGCCAGGGAGACCAGGACCACCUGGAAAUCGAGGGCCUCCAGGAAUACCUGGCAUGCCUGGCAAUGCUGGCAAAGCUGGCUACCCCGGAGAGAUCGGUAAACCUGGUGAAAAGGGAGAGAAAGGAAGCCCAGGAGUCAAUGCACCAGGCUCUGAAGGACCCAGGGGGACCCCAGGCCCUCAAGGUGAAGGAAAACGCGGAAAACAAGGACCACAGGGAUUACCUGGUCCACCAGGACGUCCUGGCCUGCCAGGUUUACCUGGCUCCAUUGGACCACCAGGUGCUGCAGGACACUGUGACAUCUCUGCCUGCAAUACAUUUAACACAGGGAGUGAAUCAGACAUUGAAUCCGAGCGUAAAUUUCAACAACUGCCUUAAGCCAUUUAUAGUUAUGGAAGCCGCUCUUGUUUUUAUUCUCAAGGAUGAAUGAAAAACAACUAAACAGAAUUAAAUAUAAUGCAGUGUACAGUUGAAUGAACCACAACCAAAUGCUUUGUUUUGUUUUAUUAAGAACAGUAACAUUUUCAUAUUGCAUUGAUCGAAUUACAUGUACCAUACGCUGAGAAAUAGGACAU